UAAUCUCUUUGGUAUCGAAACUUGUUUGUUUAGAUCUUUUUUCGUCUCUCGUCGGCUGACCGCGUGUUUUCGUUUGUGGGCAGUUUGCGAGUUUUUUGAAUUGAGUAGAAUUUGAUUUAAGUGCCACAAAGUUUUUAGGCACACAAUUCAAUAAUCAAGAAUAUUUGCAUUGCGAUCAUGACAGAGGAAGUGAAUCCUAAAGCAUACCCUUUGGCAGACCCCACACUGACUACCAAAAUUCUCAAUCUUGUCCAGCAAGCUUUGAACUACAAACAACUACGGAAAGGUGCAAAUGAAGCAACAAAAACUCUGAAUCGAGGUCUAGCAGAGUUUAUUGUAAUGGCUGCAGAUGCUGAACCCUUGGAAAUAUUGCUGCACCUACCACUUCUGUGUGAAGAUAAAAAUGUACCAUACGUCUUUGUGCGCUCUAAACAAGCGCUGGGGAGGGCGUGUGGUGUGUCGCGACAAGUCGUGGCCUGCUCAGUCACUAUCAACGAAGGUUCCCAGUUGAAACCUCAGAUACAAGCAGUGCAGCUGGAGAUAGAGAGGUUAUUGGUGUAGCUCAUCUGCUGUGCCACAGUUUGUGACAUCCUCAAUUUUUUUUAACACAAAAAUACAUAAAGUCAUUUAAACUGCUGUUUUCCCAAGAAACUGUAUUUUAAGUUAAAAAAAAAAUUAGUCUGUACUGUUAAGUCUUUUAUUGUAAUAAAAAUGCUGUCAAAAAACCAAAA
Messenger RNA from Bacillus rossius redtenbacheri, 731 nucleotides. RefSeq names its product NHP2-like protein 1 (gene hoip). The coding region runs from base 178 to 561 and encodes 127 amino acids. Lineage: Eukaryota; Metazoa; Arthropoda; Insecta; Phasmatodea; Bacillidae. The record is from RefSeq and is a predicted model, not a curated record. Gene Ontology annotation, cellular component: precatalytic spliceosome; nucleolus; cytosolic large ribosomal subunit. The transcript has 4 exons. Gene Ontology annotation, molecular function: RNA binding. Gene Ontology annotation, biological process: maturation of SSU-rRNA; maturation of LSU-rRNA; ribosome biogenesis.